CCCCGCUGCUCCGGAACCGGGGUCCCAGCCUCCCGGGGGAGCCCGCGGGGGCCCCUCAGAGCAAGCGGAGGAGGCCGGGGACAGGGCUCUGAACCCGCGCCCCACGGAGCGGGCUGUGAUUGGAGCAGACACCCGCGUCUGUCCUCCUGGACGCAGCGUGUGCCGAGCGGGCGCCGCCAGUCCGCCCGAGCGCGGAGCCGCGCGCACCGGGUCCCUCACCGGGUCCCGGAGCGCCCGCGGGCGCCGGGUCGCUGAGCGCUCGCCCUUUCGGAUGCGAACACCCGGGCGGCGUGGGUGGCGAGUGCCGGAUGCCUCCGGGAGGGCGGCGGGGCCCCAGGAACCUCUGACACCAUUCUUGGGCGAAGGCGAUUCUGCGGUGGUGACCGCCUCCAAUCGGACACUCUACAAACUAUCGUCUCUGGACUCUCAGCUGACACCCUGCCGGAGGCAAGAGCUGCCAAGCCAACUGGAACUGUGCCUUCCCUGUUGUCAAGGCUCUUUUCUUACACAGGAAAAAGGAAGAAGAAGAAAAAGAUGAAGUUGGGCAGAGUGGAGUUCUGCCACUUCCUGCAGCUGAUCGCCCUGGUCCUGUGCUUUUCUGGGAUGAGCCAAGCGGAACUCUCCAGGUCCAGCUCAAAGCCCUACUUCCAGUCCGGGAGGUCCAGGACCAAGCGCAGCUGGGUGUGGAACCAGUUCUUUGUGCUGGAGGAGUACAUGGGUUCAGACCCCCUCUACGUAGGAAAGCUUCACUCUGAUGUUGAUAAAGGAGAUGGUUCCAUCAAAUACAUCUUGUCAGGCGAAGGGGCAAGUUCCAUUUUCAUUAUUGAUGAGAACACUGGGGAUAUCCAUGCCACCAAGAGGCUGGAUCGCGAGGAGCAGGCCUACUACACGCUCCGAGCCCAAGCGCUGGACAGGCUCACCAACAAGCCCGUGGAGCCCGAGUCCGAGUUCGUCAUCAAGAUUCAGGACAUCAAUGACAAUGAGCCCAAAUUCUUGGAUGGCCCAUACACCGCUGGGAUUCCCGAAAUGUCUCCUGUGGGGACCUCAGUGGUACAAGUGACAGCAACCGAUGCUGAUGAUCCUACAUAUGGCAACAGCGCCCGCGUGGUCUACAGUAUUCUGCAAGGACAGCCAUAUUUCUCGGUGGAACCCAAGACAGGAGUCAUCAAGACCGCCCUUCCAAACAUGGAUAGAGAGGCUAAAGACCAGUAUUUGCUUGUUAUUCAGGCAAAGGAUAUGGUUGGUCAAAAUGGAGGACUCUCAGGAACCACAUCUGUCACCGUGACCCUCACUGAUGUCAACGAUAACCCACCUCGCUUUCCUCGAAGAUCUUACCAAUAUAAUGUCCCCGAGUCAUUGCCAGUGGCCUCUGUUGUGGCCAGGAUUAAAGCUGCUGAUGCAGAUAUAGGGGCUAAUGCUGAAAUGGAAUACAGAAUUGUGGAUGGUGAUGGAUUGGGGAUUUUCAAGAUUUCUGUUGACAAAGAUACACAGGAAGGAAUCAUUACUAUACAGAAGGACCUGGAUUUUGAAGCCAAAACAAGUUACACACUACGGAUAGAAGCUGCAAACAAAGAUGCCGACCCUCGCUUUCUGAGCUUGGGGCCCUUCAGUGAUACGACAACCGUGAAGAUAAUUGUGGAAGAUGUGGACGAGCCCCCCGUGUUUUCCUCCCCCUUGUACCCCAUGGAAGUGUCGGAAGCUACCCAAGUUGGGAAUAUCAUUGGCACCGUCGCAGCUCAUGACCCAGAUUCGUCUAACAGCCCUGUGAGGUAUUCAAUUGACAGAAACACAGACUUGGAGAGAUAUUUCAACAUUGAUGCCAACAGUGGAGUGAUUACAACGGCCAAAUCUUUGGAUCGGGAGACAAAUGCUGUUCAUAAUAUCACAGUCCUGGCGAUGGAGAGCCAGAACCCAUCUCAAGUAGGACGAGGCUACGUGACCAUCACCAUCCUGGACAUCAAUGACAACGCCCCAGAGUUCGCCAUGGACUAUGAGACCACUGUGUGUGAGAAUGCCCAGCCGGGGCAGGUUAUCCAGAAAAUCAGUGCGGUGGACAAAGACGAGCCAUCCAAUGGACACCAGUUUUAUUUCAGCCUAGCCACUGAUUCAAUGAACAACCACAACUUCUCACUGAAAGAUAACAAAGACAACACGGCCUCCAUUCUCACCAGGAGGAAUGGCUUUCGGAGGCAGGAGCAGUCUGUGUAUUAUCUGCCCAUCUUCAUCAUGGACAGCGGGUCGCCUUCGCUCAGCAGCACCAACACCCUCACCAUUCGAGUCUGUGACUGUGAUGCAGAUGGAAUAGCCCAGACCUGCAACGCUGAAGCCUAUGUCCUACCUGCUGGCCUUAGCACUGGAGCUCUGAUCGCAAUACUUGCCUGUGUCCUGACAUUACUGGUGUUGAUCCUCCUGAUUGUCACCAUGAGGAGACGGAAAAAAGAGCCCCUCAUUUUCGAUGAAGAGAGAGAUAUCAGAGAGAAUAUCGUUCGCUACGAUGAUGAGGGCGGAGGAGAGGAAGACACGGAAGCUUUUGACAUGGCAGCAUUGAGAAACCUCAACGUCAUCAGGGACACCAAGACCCGGAGGGACGUGACUCCAGAAAUUCAGUUCUUGAGUCGGCCGACUUUUAAAAGCAUCCCAGAUAAUGUCAUUUUCCGGGAAUUUAUCUGGGAGAGACUGAAGGAAGCUGACGUGGAUCCCUGUGCCCCCCCUUAUGACUCCUUGCAGACCUAUGCAUUCGAAGGGAACGGCUCAGUGGCUGAGUCCCUCAGCUCCUUGGAGUCCAUCAGCUCAAACUCUGAUCAGAACUAUGACUACCUGAGUGACUGGGGGCCCCGUUUCAAAAGACUAGCAGACAUGUAUGGGACUGGCCAGGAGACUCUGUACUCCUAGCCUUGGAGAUUGCAUUGGAAAUGCACUGAAGACAAAGUCAAAGCAAAACAAACUAAAAACUCCCCUGGCUAGAGGAAACGGUUGUAAAUAUGUCUCCAUUUUUAAUGGUUUGGUUUCUACCUUGGUGAAGCGUUCGUUCGUUAGAUGGAUCCAAGGACCACACUGACCACAGACUCUGAGCAUUUGAAGGCUUUUGUUAAAAAGAAAUGCUCAGUGAUUUGUGAAUAGAUAGCAACUCUCAAAUACCUGCAAAGGCACUAACCUCUAUGAGUAAGUGGUGCCCUAUGUUGUCAGUGAACCAAGGAUGCCCAGGGCACACCUCAUGGUUCUGUCAGUGAACAGCACGAUGUGCCACUGAGAAGUCCUGCAACUUCUCGGAUAUAGAAACGUGGGACAAAUUUAAUUUAUAGUGAUGCUUUACGCUUGCUAGAUUAGAGAAUCCAGGAAAUUUUAUUGCUCUGGUUUAGCAAAUAUGUUUCAUUUAGCAAAAUAUAAAUUCUUAGAAAAAUCUUUCCCAAUCCUCUAAUACAAGCCAACGAAAUUGGAUUUAAGGCAACGUAAACCAUUGUUUAGCAAAUAUAUAUGAAGUGCUCCAAAGAAGAAAAAGGUUAAUCAUUCUGAAAGUGUGCAAUUGUUUUGAAAUGCUUGUGUAGGUAUAAAAAAAGUUGCUGUCUAUUCGUUGGUUUUUUUGUUUUUGUUUUUUUUUCUUAUUACCUCUUCUGAUUUUUACAGGAGAAUAUCUUUCCUUUUUUAUCUGACACAUGGUCUUAUAUUAAUUUUUGAGCUCCAAUAUCCACCAAAUUCAGUUUCAUCUUACUGCCUCAUAGUAUUGAGCUCAUCAAAACAUGCUGAUUUUUCACCAGUCAGAGCUCCAUGAAAGAAAUGAAGCAUGGAAAUGGAGAAGAAAAAAACAACAGAGCAAUUGAGCAUCUCAGAGCAGAGCACCACUACAAGGACAUUUGAGUUAUUGGUCUGAGUCAUUGGAACGUACAAAACAUUGGAAUGAAAUAUUUGUAUUUAAACAAAAAGAUUUCAGAGAGAAGUGAGAUUUCUUUUGAUGCGAGAUUUAUUUUUCAAGGUCAAGAGUUCUAUAUGCUCCAAAGACUUUUGAGAAUUUGUUCUACCCCGCCUUCUUUUGCUGUAAGCAUAUAGAGCGAAAGACUAAUUUUUUAAAUAUGUCUUAAUAUCAUGUUAUAAACUUCAAAACCCAUCUUUAAAUUCCAGUGCUAAUAUGUUCUUCAAGAAUAGGCCUGGCAAUGUAGAAUUUCUAUACUGGUUUAGACGUGCCAAAGUGAGGAGAGUAAUUUCAAGGGAUCAUAUGUGUUUAAGUUUGUGAUGGGCUUCUUCAAAAAGAAGAAUUUUAUGACUAAAUAUUUCUACCUAUCAUUAAACAACAGUACUAGUUUAAUGUGCAUAUAUUCAAGUAAGAAUGGAUUUGUUUUCUUUUUUCCUUUGAGAGAGAGUUAUUGUCGGGUUCCUAAUAAUCUAUAGCUAAUGGACACUGUAUAAAAAAUUAUGUUCUAAAAGUGCUUCUUUCUGAAAGACAAACACUGGAACUGGAACAUCACAUUUUGAUGACACUAGGGGAAACUGUGUAGGAUUGUGUAAACUUGCAGCCCACCUUUAGAAAUGAAGUAUGUGAAAGUGGCCUUCAGCUUCAUCAAAAUCAGUUAAUUCAAUAAAUUGGAUUGUCCUCAAACGGUCCUUUCAUUUGAAUAAAGUUUGGUAGACAUUAUUUCAUGCCUAGAUAGAUAUGCUUCUUGCUGUACUAAUAUACGUAUAUAUAAAAAACCAAUUUUAUAAAGAGUAAAAGAUCCUAUUCAUUACUUUUAGUCAAGUAUGUAACUUUUUCAA
Molecule: messenger RNA, 4746 nt
Organism: Pipistrellus kuhlii (Kuhl's pipistrelle)
Lineage: Eukaryota; Metazoa; Chordata; Mammalia; Chiroptera; Vespertilionidae
Gene: CDH7
Product: cadherin 7
Exons: 12
Coding region: 535-2892 (785 amino acids)
Biological process (GO): multicellular organism development; homophilic cell-cell adhesion; cell morphogenesis
Cellular component (GO): catenin complex; adherens junction; plasma membrane
Molecular function (GO): cadherin binding; calcium ion binding
Source: RefSeq, a predicted model, not a curated record